UACCGGAUUUUGUGUUCUGGAGGCUGUGAGGCCCGGUGAGGAUUCGUUAUAGUAAGGUCUUCACCAUGAAUAAAGAUGCUCAGAUGAGGGCUGUAAUCAACCAGAAGCUCAUUGAAACUGGGGAGAGGGAGCGCCUUAAAGAACUCUUAAGAGCCAAACUGAUUGAGUGCGGAUGGAGGGACCAGCUGAAGGCGCACUGCAAAGAUGUGAUUAAUGAGAAGGGACUUGAACAUGUCACCGUUGAUGAUCUGGUUGCAGAAAUUACUCCUAAAGGCAGAGCCCUGGUGCCUGACAGUGUGAAGAAAGAGCUGCUACAGAGGAUAAGGGCUUUCCUCGCCCAGCACGCCAGUCUUUAACUUCUUUUGCCUAUUUUUAUUUUUUUAUGUGAUACGAGUCUUUUGCACAAUUUGUUUUCCAUUCCCAAGUUGUUUUUUUACUUAUUUUGUAGCAUGUUUUAACCAAAUAAAAUCAUGCCAAAU
Bufo bufo (common toad) is the source of this 479-nucleotide messenger RNA. It is a transcript of the gene ENY2, whose product is annotated as ENY2 transcription and export complex 2 subunit. NCBI's taxonomy places the organism in Eukaryota, Metazoa, Chordata, Amphibia, Anura, Bufonidae. The transcript has 5 exons. The record is from RefSeq and is a predicted model, not a curated record. Gene Ontology annotation, molecular function: transcription coactivator activity; chromatin binding. Gene Ontology annotation, cellular component: nuclear pore; SAGA complex; DUBm complex. The coding region runs from base 66 to 356 and encodes 96 amino acids. Gene Ontology annotation, biological process: positive regulation of DNA-templated transcription; poly(A)+ mRNA export from nucleus; regulation of transcription by RNA polymerase II.